Molecule: messenger RNA, 4557 nt
Organism: Closterium sp. Naga37s-1
Lineage: Eukaryota; Viridiplantae; Streptophyta; Zygnematophyceae; Desmidiales; Closteriaceae
Source: the annotation of a GenBank genome assembly
AUGGAAAUCGUUCACCUGCUUCUAGACUUUACCCUGCUGCCCGUGAGCAUCGCGUUCCUCCUCUUCAUCGCGCCUUUGGUAGCGGCAAUGCGCUUUGCGACGUGGGCUUUUGGCCUCUUCUUCCCGGAGGACGUUCGAGGCAAGGUCGUUGUCAUCACGGGCGCGUCGUCGGGCAUCGGUCAGGAGGCAGCACGGGUAUAUGCGCAGAAGGGCGCGCGAUUGGUGUUGGCGGGACGGCGGGAGGAGGAGUUGCGGCGCACUGCGGAAAUGUGCAAGAUGGAGGGCGCGGAGGCGCGCGUUGCUCUGGUGGACGUGACGGUGGCGGCGGAGUGCGAGAAGCUCAUCAACGACACCAUCGCCGCGUUCGGACGCCUGGACCAUCUGGUGAACAACGCGGGCAUCGCACACAGCUUCUUCAUGGAGGAGGCCAAGAACACGGACGUCGCAGAAGUCAUGGAUGUGAACUUCUGGGGCGCCAUCUAUCCGACGUUCUAUGCGCUGCCUCAUCUGCGGCGCUCCCAGGGCCACAUCGUCGUCACCUCGUCUGUGGCGUCCUUCAUCCCAUACCCCCGCAUGGCCAUCUACAAUGCAGCGAAAGCAGCGCUGGUGAACUUCUUUGAUACGCUGCGUGUGGAGGUGGGUGACGAGGUGGGCAUCACCGUUGCCACGCCGGGAUGGGUGGAGAGCGAAAUGACGGCUGGCAAGUUCGUGACAGCCGAAGGAAGGGUUGUGUGGGACAAGGAACAGAGAGAUCGCUACGUGCGGGUGCCGUCAUGGUACACAACAUUUCUCUACUACCGUGUCUUUGCCCCGGAUGUGAUGGAGAGUCUAUCCCGGCUCUUGUUCACGGCUCCCCGGGGGAAGACCCCAAUCAGCAAGAUGGUGGUGGAAGCUGUGAGUGUGCUGGUGGAGCUGAACAAGGCAUGGGGCAUGUGGCCCAAGAACACCAACGCCACCACUGCGUGCACCGCGUGGCCUGGCGUCCACUGCACCCCGCGCGGAUUCGUCGUUGCUCUAACUCUGAAUGAAGCGGUGGACCCCGGGCCGCCACCAGGUGGCGUGAUACCGCCCUCCAUCACCCGCCUCUCCGCCCUGCAACACCUCGAUCUGACAUACGGCAUUUACCUGAAGGGACCCUUGCCAUCGCUCGCCGCGCUCACCCGCCUCACCUAUCUCGCGCUGGGAGAAGACAGCGUGUGCAAGCUGACUGGCACUUACGGCGACCUCACGUGGCUCUCCACGCUCUCCAAUCUGCAAACGCUGAGGCUGACGGAUAUGGUGGAGUUCAAAGGAGACCUCUCCUCCCUCGCCAUAAUCUCCAACCUCCGUUCCCUCCGCGACCUGAGGCUGUGCAGUCUCACCAACGCCACAGGGCAGAUUCCCAGGGACCUCCGAUACUUGACUGUGCUCACUGCACUCGACCUGUCAUACCUGCGCGCCUCAGACUUCCCCGACUGGGUGGUGCAGCUCUCCAACCUCCGCACCUUGAACCUGAACACGGACGAGGUAACCCGCCACGGGGUGCUGCCAGAUGGCAUCUCGCUGCUCACCAACCUCACUCAGCUAUUGAUUAACCGGAACAACCUGGCGGGCUAUUUGCCGGGAGGGUUGUCCAACCUGGUCAACCUGCAACAACUCUCGUUGAAUUACAACAUGAUCCAAGGCGCCAUACCGGGGGCGUACUCCACAUUGACAGCGCUCACGGCACUCGACCUGUCGUGGAAUCAGCUGUCAGGGGCCAUACCGCCAAUCUUCACCACCAACCUGGAGUCCUUAAUUCUAAGCUACAAUGGAUUUGAGAGCAGCAUCCCGCCACAUCUCGCCCUGCCCACCCUCACAGAGCUGGAGCUGAAGUACAACCGCUUCACAGGGGGCUUCCCCGCCACCUUCACUCGCCUCACCGCCAUCUACGUCUUGGAUGUGACAAACAACAGUCUGUCGGCGGGGCUGGACGUCAUCGCGCGCAUGCCCUGGCUCACUGACAUCAUGCUCAGCACCAACAACUUCUCUGGCGCCAUCCCAGAGUUCUUCACAGCUUUCACAAGCCUCGGGAGCAUAGACCUUUCCAACAACCGCUUCACCGGGCCCUUUCCCGACCUGCUUCUCACCCACACGGGGCUUAUAGUACUGAACCUGGCGAACAACAGCUUCUCAGGGCGCAUCUCCCAGCAGUUGAGCGCGCUCACGGACCUGUCUGACAUAAAUUUGAGUGACAACCAGUUCCAUGGGGCCAUCCCAUCAGCCCUCUACCAGCUGCCCUCGCUCCUUUCACUGCAAGUGGCCAACAACUUCCUCUUGGGCGGCCUCCCACCCUCCCUCAAGGCAUCCUCCUCCCUUACCAUGCUCGAUGUGGCGGGCAACGGCAUCACAGGCAACCUGCCCGACUUCUCCCGCUGGCGUGUCAACCUUGUUCGCCUGGCGGCGAACAACAACAACCUCACGGGGCCCAUCCCCGACUCCAUCUCCACGCUCACCUCGCUUGACACCAUCAUGCUGAACGACAACCAGCUGUCGGGGUCCAUCCCAGACGCCCUGCUCACCCUCACCAACCUCAAGUUCCUGUACCUGGCGAACAACCAGCUCAGCGGCACCUUGCCCUCCGCCAUCAGCCGCCUGCAGAACCUCGAGCAGCUGUGGCUGGACAACAACAGCAUCCAAGGGAUUCUGCCCCCCUCCAUCUGCUCGCUGCCCGUUCUCUGGCGCAUCAUGGUGAGCAACAACCACCUACACGGGCCCUUGCCGGUGUGCCUCUUCGACAAGUGCAUCAACCAGAUUGACGUGAGUGGCAACAGCCUGUACGGGCGUGUGAACCGCAACUUCCGCAACAUGGUGGCGGACGGGGACGCACUCGUGAACCUGGCGCGCAACUACUUCAACGGCGACGCCGUGCUCUUUGCGGACGGCUGCCAGGUCUGCCCCAUCGAGAUCAACCAGCCCAACCGCCUUGAGCUCGGCGACACCAGCACCUCGAAUGCGGCGGGCAAGUGCGUGGGGAGCGUGUCGGCCAUGCGCGACUACUCCGUGGCGGGCGCUGGCAAGAGCGCACGCGUGAGCCUCUCCUACAACUGCCUCACGCUCAAUGCCGAGAUGCCCUGCUCCUCCAACGCCACCCAGCGCAGCACUGCCGAGUGCCAGGCGUUCUGCAGCAUCACGGAGAACGGCCCGUGUGACGGCCAUGGCGAGUGCGUGCCACCCGCCCCCGGUGCCAGUGGCAACUUCUCGUGUGUGUGUGAUGCGGGGUACAGCACACUCACCUCGGUCAACGGCUCCACAUGCGGCAUCGUCAACUCCACCACCACCGUUGUGUCGUCGCUGUCCACGGGCGCCAUAGUGGGCAUUGCAGUGGGGUGCUUUGCGGGCAUCACGCUGCUCACCGCUGUGCUCGCAUGGCUGCUCUGGCCGCGUGGACCAAAGAAGUGGGAGGGGUUGGACGUGUGUGAGCAGUUCUCGCUGCAGCAGAUAAUGAAGGCCACCAACAACUGGGCGGCGGAGAACGUGCUGGGCGAGGGUGGCUUUGGCAUUGUGUACAAGGGCGUGUCACCACAGGGCCUGCUGUGGGCCAUCAAGCGCUCCACCGUCAUGACCAACGAGUUCGAGACUGAGGUGCGGGCGAUGGCGAACCUGCACCACGUGAACCUGGUGCGGCUGCUGGGGUUCUGUCUGGACCAGAACACGGAGACGGGCAAGCAGGAGCAGAUCCUCGUGUACGAGUUCGUGGGCAACAGGGACCUGCAGUACCACAUCCACAAGACCAAGCGCGCGUUGUCGCUGCGGCAGCGGUUGCGGCUGGCGCAGGGCACGGCGGAGGGGCUGGCAUACCUGCACGGGUUUGAGACGUCCAUCGUGCACCGUGACAUCAAGCCCGCCAACAUCCUGGUUACCCACGACAUGCAGGCCAAGGUGGCUGACUUUGGGCUGCUCAAGCGCCUCACUCACGGCGCCGAUGCGGACGCCACGCGAGUGGCGGGCACGCCCGGCUACGUGGACCCCGACUACAACCGCACGCAGAUGGUCACCGCCAAGAGCGACGUCUUCAGCUACGGCAUCGUGCUGCUGGAGCUGCUCACUGGCAAGUCACCGCAGGUCAACAACAAGACUCACAUCCGCAAAUGGGCGGCGAAGCUGGUGGAGGCGUACGAGUUGGAGCAGCUCAAGGACGACAGCCUGGAGUGCAGUGAGGAGGCCAUUGUGGACUUCGCCGACCUGGCACUGGACUGCAUCAAGUCACCGGGCACACGGCGCCCCGACAUGAAGGACAUAGCGUACCGCCUCAAGACGCUCAUUGACAAGCACUGCCCCAACAGGGAGGACGAGUGGGAGUGCGUGGAAGGCGACGACAAGGCGCGCCUGACUGAGUUGUCGGGGUCGGGGGCAGCAUCGGGCAUGUCGUCUAACAUGUCAUCCGGCCUGUCUUCAGGCUUGUCCUCGGGAGUGAGCGCGGGUGACUCGCAGAUGUCACAGGGGUCGUACAAGGCAGGCAACUCCUUCAUGAGCCUCGGCUCCAACGUCAGUGGUGUCAGGAGCUGGCUGCAAUCCAAGCUUGCCGGAGGCCGCUAG